Molecule: messenger RNA, 596 nt
Organism: Calidris pugnax (ruff)
Lineage: Eukaryota; Metazoa; Chordata; Aves; Charadriiformes; Scolopacidae
Product: N-sulphoglucosamine sulphohydrolase-like
Exons: 3
Coding region: 1-378 (125 amino acids)
Molecular function (GO): arylsulfatase activity
Source: RefSeq, a predicted model, not a curated record
AUGGCCGGGGAACCGGCCCCCAGCCCCCUCCGGACUCGCCGCGGGCUCCGGGACUCGCCGGUGGCCGGGGGAGGAAGGGGACGGAGGGCAGACGACGGUGGCUUUGAGAGCGGCGCCUACAACAACUCGGCCAUCCGGACACCCAACCUGGACGCUCUGGCCCGGCGCAGCGUGAUCUUCCAAAACGCCUUCACCUCCGUCAGCAGCUGCUCCCCCAGCAGGGCCAGCAUCCUCACCGGCCUCCCCCAGCACCAGAACGGGAUGUACGGGCUGCACCAGGACGUCCAUCACUUCAACUCCUUCGACAGCGUGCGGAGCCUGCCCCGGCUGCUCAGCCACGCGCGCGUCCGGACAGGUAGGGAGCCCAGGGCAGGUUAGAAUGGGCAGGGAAACCCUCCCCAUCCAACCACCGAACCCUUCGGGUGGGAGAACUUGACAGCUCGCCUGGAGACAACACCGCCUGGACCCACCAUCCUGCUCUGUGCUGAGACCUGGGUCUUGCUUCACUUCCCCCACCGCUGCUCCUCUGCCACCCCCGUGACACCUCACCCUCACUUCCCUUCCCCAUCCCACUCCUUCCCACUUCCCAGCUUUGC